Messenger RNA from Pezoporus flaviventris, 5086 nucleotides. It is a transcript of the gene ZC3H7A, whose product is annotated as zinc finger CCCH-type containing 7A. The transcript has 21 exons. Lineage: Eukaryota; Metazoa; Chordata; Aves; Psittaciformes; Psittacidae. Gene Ontology annotation, molecular function: protein binding; miRNA binding; metal ion binding. The coding region runs from base 415 to 3282 and encodes 955 amino acids. The record is from RefSeq and is a predicted model, not a curated record. Gene Ontology annotation, biological process: miRNA processing.
UUCAGCAAACAAAGUAAGUAUAAAGCUAUUAAAAAGGGGACAAUAGGGAACCUUAGGUUGGUUUAGCAGUAAUCCAUGCAGUCUGCAUUUGUAAUGUGGUUCAGUUUCACUAAUGUGACUCUGCAUCAUCGAAAGUAAAUAAGUGGAAACCUAAAGAUAAAGUAGAAAUUGGAAUAAAUGUUUUCUGUAGAAGUGUUGAGUAACUGGGCACUGACAGAGGAGGUGUUGGUUCUGACCUGGGGCUUCUACCUAUGUUGCUGUUCAGUACUUUUGCCAAGUUUUGCAUGAUGGACUUAGUGUUGAUGUGAGGUUGGAUCUUUCUGGUCCAAAUGCAAACUGCUGUAUAUUAACAGCCAUUUAUCUUUCUUCCUUUUUGAGGAGUGUCAUAUCCGAAAAGUGGAUGUUCAGGAUAACAUGUCCAAUGUGUCGGAAGAGAGAAGCACUAGGCAACAGGACAUUAAGAAGGGACUCCAAUUUAUAGAAUCUACUUUGCCUUAUCCGGGGACACAAGAACAAUAUGAGUUAUUUAUACGAGGGCUUGUUAGAAAUCUUUUUAAUGAGGGGAAUGAUGUAUAUCGAGAAGGUGAUUGGAGAGGAUCACUGAGUCACUAUACAGAAGCUAUAAACAUAGCUGAUUAUGCUAAUUCUGAAGAAAUCCAUGUUUCUGAUGAUAUUUUGGAGAAGCUGCACGUAAACAGGAUAGCAUGUUUUUCAAAUAUGGGAUUGCAUGAAAAAGUUCUAGAAGACUGUGAAAUAGCAUUAAGAUUGAAUGAAAAUAAUUUCAGAGCUCUCUAUAGGAAAGCAAAAGCUUUGAAUGAACUGGGAAGGUACAAGAAGGCUUAUGAUGCUGUCGCAAAAUGUUCUCUUGCUGUGCCACAGGAUGAAAGUGUGAUUAAGCUUACCCAGGAACUAGCUCAAAAACUAGGGUUAAAAAUAAGGAAAGCAUAUGUAAGAGCAAAGAAUUCUUCUGUAGAAGAUAUUGAGUUAGAUUUAUCUGACCAGAAGCAAGAGAUAGUUUCUGCUACUUGUUCAACAAACUUUGAAGUGUCUAAAGUGUCUUCAGCACCUGUACCAUCUUUACCUUCUAUUAUGCCUCUUCAAGUGGAAAAGGUUUCCUUGCCAUCUGCAGUGCUGGCAAAUGGAGGAAAUGUUUCUUUCUCUAUGUCAGAACCAUGUUUAGAUUAUGGAGAUGGAGAUAUAAUUAUUGGGGAAGAACUUGAUGAAUUACUUGAUUCUGUGCCUGAUCCAGAUGAAAGUGUAAUGCAAACUGCGGGAGUCAGAGGACCAAUUCCCACAGGAAGCGUGGCUCCUACUGUACCUUUCUCUGCCUCCUUGUUGGGGACGCUACCAGUUAGUGCAGGAUUUGUUCCUUCACCUUCUCUUUCAGAAAUCUUUUCACAGCCUUUGGCUUCUUCACUGGAAAGUUUUUGCUCACCAUUAAGCACCUUUUCAAUCAGUGACCCAAAAAGAGACCUCUCAAGUUCAGCUUCUAGAGAUGGAACACCAACACUUAGUAGCAAUAAUUCCCCAUUGUUUAUAAAUGGCCCUAGUAGUUUGUUUGGGUCUGAAAAUUACAUGGGAAUUGCAGGCCAAACUAGAAAUGACUUUUCAAAUGUUUUUAGCAGUGCAACUGCUAAUAUACCUGUAUCUUCAGCACUUGCGGGAAGAAACCCACUAGAAGGCACACAUGAGCUAAGACAGGCCUGCCAGUUAUGUUUUGUCAAAAAAGGUCCUAAAUUACUGGAUUACGCUUACCACCCCAGUUUAGAACAUAAAUGUAAGAAGGAUAUUCUAAUUGGCAGGAUAAAAAACUCUGAAGAUAAAUCAUGGAAAAAAAUACGUCCCAGACCAACAAAGACACAGUACGUGGGACCGUAUUAUAUAUGUAAAGAUGUUGCUGCUGAAGAGGAAUGCAGAUAUCCAGGUCAUUGCACAUUUGCGUAUUGCCAAGAGGAGAUCGAUGUGUGGACACUGGAGCGCAAAGGAGCCUUCAGUCGAGAGUCUCUUUUUGGGGGAAAUGGAAAGAUCAACUUGACCGUGUCCCAACUUCUUCAAGAACAUCACGGAUUAUUUAUGUUUCUUUGUGAGAAAUGUUUUGAUCACAAACCAAGAAUAAUAAGCAAAAGGAACAAGGAUAACUCCUCUUCUUGUUCUCACCCUGCUAUGCAUGACUUUGAAGAUAACAAGUGCCUUGUCCACAGUCUGCGUGAAACUAUGGUGAAAUAUUCCAAAAUCCGCCCUUUUCAAGUUCGAUGUCAGCUUGACCUGUGCAGACAUGAGGUCCAUUAUGGCUGCUUACGAGAGGAUAAAUGCUUUUAUGCUCACAGCCUGGUAGAGCUUAAAGUCUGGAUAAUGCAAAAGGAAACAGAUAUUUCACAUGAUACUAUUGUUCAAGAAUCAAAGAAGUACUGGCAGAACAUGGAAGCUAGUGCACAUGGGUCACAGAUCCUUGGGAACCAAAUGAAAUAUGGAUCACUUAAUUUGAAAAUGAAGUUUGUUUGUGGUCAGUGCUGGAGAAAUGGUCAAGUUAAUGAGCCAGACAGAAACAGAAAAUAUUGUAGUGCAAAGGCAAGACACCCAUGGACCAAAGAUCGCCGUGUGGUGCUAGUAAUGUCUAAUGAACGUAAAAAGUGGAUGACCAUUCGUCCUCUUCCGGCAAGGAAACAAGUGCCUCUGCAAUUUGAUUUGUGCAAUCAUAUUACUUCGGGCAAGAAAUGCCAGUACGAUGGAAACUGCUCAUUUGCUCACAGUCCUGAGGAGAGAGAGAUGUGGACCUAUAUGAAGGAGAACAGCAUUCAAGACUUGGAGCAGUUGUAUGACAUAUGGCUAAAAAGUCAAAAACCAGAAAAGGGAGAUGAUACAGCUGCUCAGGCAAACAAAGAGAAUGGGAAGCAAAUUCACAUGCCGACUGACUAUGCUGAAGUUACAGUGGAUUUUCACUGUUGGAUGUGUGGGAAGAACUGUAAUAGUGAGAAGCAAUGGCAGGGUCACAUUUCUUCUGAAAAGCAUAAAGAGAAGGUUUUCCACACCGAAGACGAUCAAAACUGCUGGCAGUAUCGCUUUCCAACUGGAAAUUUUAGCAUUUGUGAUAGAUAUAUGGCUGGUACUUGUACUGAAGGAAACAACUGUAAAUUUGCCCAUGGAAAUGCUGAACUCCAUGAGUGGGAAGAACGACGACAAGUUUUAAGAAUGAAGCUCAGCAAAGCAAGGAAAGAUCACUUGAUUGCUCCCAGUGAUAAUGACUUUGGAAAAUAUAGUUUUUUGUUUAAAGAUUUAAACUAAUACUGAGGUGACACACACAUGUUAUCAGCUGGAAGCAUAAACCAGAAAAUUUGACAAUAAUAAAAAGCAUGUGACAGAUAAGCUGCAGGUUUUCUGCUUUUAUUGGCAUAUCUUGUUCCUCCUGAACAGCAAAAUAUAGUAGAUUUAGGGGGAUUGAGCAGACCUGUCUGUGCUCUCAUGAAACAGAGUGGUGAUUAAAUAAAAAUCUGAAGUAUUACGCGCUUACUCACUUUCUGUUGGACAGAAAGUUAGGAAAUAGAAGGGGGGAAGAGAAGUUAUAAUCUAGGAAGCCCCCUAGUAUCAGUCCUUCAGUUGAAAAACUUUAAGGUAUUAAGGUAUUGCAAAACAGAGUGUUACGGGCUAAGAAGAUGGAUGAAAAUUCUUCAGAUCUUUUAAUGGAGAGGAUUUGUUUAAAACAAAGUUUGCUACUUAUCUAUAUGUAGGUUGCUAAAAAGGAUUUUUCUUAUUAAAGAUUUUACACAAAAUAACCAUUUAACUACAGUAUAUGUUGAAUGGGUAUUUUUUCUCUAUUUGUAUGUUUCAAUAUAAUUUACUGAAAAAGGAUCUUGGAAAGAAAAAAAAAUGAAGUAGUUAAAAUUCUGUUUCUUGGUCUUUGCUGUUUAAAUUGAUGAUUUUGAAAGAUUACACUUGUAUGUCAGUAUUGUGUACUAUUGUAUGGACUAAUGUUGCCUGUAAUAAAGAGAACUUUACACAAAGCUGUUUUGUGCAUGUAGCCUCUCAGGACUGAGAUUUUGUAAAAAAAAACAAUUAUUUCAUUUUUAGCAAAAGCUUGAGCACCUGUAGCUAAAAAUUUAUACCAAGUUCUAUUUGUAUCUCUAGCUUCUCAUUUGCAGUCUUCUGUAUUGUCAUUAGCUCAUUGCAUCACUAAAUAGCAAGAAUAGCCAGCUCACUUGUGAAGUAGAGACACCAUUUUGGAGCUGGGACAUGUUUUUAGUCUUUUGACUUUGGCAUGAAGCACCCCCACCUCAGCUGCAAGGUGGAUGGGACUUUAGAUGACAUUUCCUGCAGCCCACAGCAAAGGGAAACCAUCCAUGGGCUUAGGUGCUUUUAGCCUGAUAAGCCCUUUGGCUUUAGAGUAGCCAGAGCUUCUGUCGUGUUUUGACUUCGCUGCAGAUUGUGCUUUCAGCUUGCUUUGUGCGGUCACUUAAUGUCCUUUUUAAUUUUCUUUUUCCCCCAAAACGAGCUUUAUUUAGGCAUUCAAAGUAGCUGAAGCUAGUUUUCUUAUUUUCCCCAUACUUCUCUCUCUUAAUAGUAUUUUUUCUGUUAUUGGCUUGACCUUAUGUCAUUAGAAGAGCUUUAAGAAUGACUUCAGUAGUUUGAAUGUAGUCAUUGGCCACAUAGUGUGUAUGUAAAAAGUGUUGAACCAAAGUUCAGUGAUACAUACCCAUGCAGAAGAUGAGCCUGGAGGCCCUGUGCCAUUCACUUCACAAAGUAAAAGCACAACAGUUACAGAACACCACCUUACACUUCAGCCAGAGUGAGGGAGAACUGUUCCUUCCCAGCAAGGCUGAAGGCCAUUUGAAUAUGAUGUACAGUGUGCAUACAGGCGUAGCUUGGUGCUUGAAAUACCACCUGCUGCAGUGCUAGUUUUUUACAUUGUUUGUAAUGAACUGAGCUUGAAAUAGAGUAUUAUGGACAGUUAUUGCUGUGACAAAACCUGAUUGUAUCGUGUGCCUUUCUGAAUUGUUUUCUCAAUUUUAUGCUUUCAUUGUUUAAUGUAAGUGCACUGUAAAUUACUCGAAAUAAUUCUAGACAAAACUAAACAUGAAAUCCUUGUUCCGUA